Messenger RNA from Thlaspi arvense, 267 nucleotides. The record is from the annotation of a GenBank genome assembly. Lineage: Eukaryota; Viridiplantae; Streptophyta; Magnoliopsida; Brassicales; Brassicaceae.
AUGUUCUCAAUAAAAACUGGCUACAACCUGCAAAAACGGUUCAAUCAGUUUGGUGAUGCAGAGUUCAGCUGGUUCCAGUAUAUUUGGAACCUUAACACUUCGCAAAAAAUCAAACAUCACUUUUGGAGAGCAACUAACGGAGCCCUUCCGAUCGGCUUGAACAUCGUCUGGCCAGGUAUCGACGCCAACUCUAGCUGCUCACGUUGUGGAGAACAGGAAACAGUCACCCACAUUUGGCUGGAUUGCCCGUAUGCCAAAGCAGUCUGA